Molecule: messenger RNA, 1536 nt
Organism: Alnus glutinosa
Lineage: Eukaryota; Viridiplantae; Streptophyta; Magnoliopsida; Fagales; Betulaceae
Exons: 3
Coding region: 293-1327 (344 amino acids)
Cellular component (GO): cytosol
Molecular function (GO): protein-folding chaperone binding
Source: RefSeq, a predicted model, not a curated record
AUCCCAGAUCUUUAACCGCCACUUGAUUUGAUUUUCCCCAUCUGGAAAGUUCCACACCCUUCUCGUACUCUUCCAGAAAAAUCCUUCUAUUUCUCUGACUUUCUCUUCUCCUCUCAUAAAAUACAUCACUCAUCACCAAGAUCCUGCAAUCUGAGCGAACAACAACAACAAUAACAGUGCCAACUUACCCAUUGCCAAAUAGCAAGUAUUUAUGGACUCGCCUCAAAGUUCCCAGCUUUAGCUGAAGAAGAACAAGAACAAGAACAAGAAUAAGAAGAAGAAGAAGAAGGAGAUGGGUGUGGAUUACUAUAAGCUAUUGCAGGUGGAUAAGAACGCCAAGGAUGAUGAUUUGAAGAAAGCUUACAGGAAGCUUGCCAUGAAAUGGCACCCUGACAAGAACCCGAACAACAAGAAAGAAGCCGAGAACAAAUUCAAACAGAUCUCCGAGGCCUAUGAGGUUCUAAGCGAUCCCCAAAAGAGAGCAAUCUAUGAUCAAUAUGGUGAAGAGGGGCUCAAAGGCCAAGUGCCACCACAUCAAGCUGAUGCUGGGGGACCUGGCGGGGCCUCCUUCUUCCAAACUGGGGAUGGCCCAACAGUUUUCAGGUUCAACCCCAGAAAUGCAGAUGACAUUUUCUCAGAGUUUUUCGGCUUUUCGAGCCCACUUGGAGGAAUGGGAAGCAGUGGUAGUGGAAUGAGGAGUAGUUCAAGGUCCUUUGGUGGGAUGUUUGGGGAUGAUAUGUUUACUUCAUUUGGGGAGGGCAGGCCUAUGAGUCAGGGUCCGCGAAAGGCUCCUCCUAUUGAAAGUACGCUGCCUUGUAGCCUCGAGGAGCUAUAUAGGGGAACUACCAAAAAGAUGAAGAUCUCAAGGGAAAUUCUAGAUGCGAGUGGGAAAACCAUGCCCGUGGAGGAAAUCAUAACCAUUGAAAUUAAGCCUGGCUGGAAAAAGGGAACAAAAAUCACCUUCCCAGAGAAAGGGAACGAGCAGCCAAAUGUCACUCCUGCAGAUCUUGUAUUCAUAAUUGAUGAAAAACCACACAGCACAUUUGUGAGGGAUGGUAAUGACCUGGUUGUCACUUACAAGAUUUCGCUUGCAGAAGCUUUAACAGGCUACACCGUCCAUCUCACAACACUCGAUGGGAGGAACUUGACCAUUCCCAUCAACAGUGUAAUUCAUCCAAACUAUGAGGAGGUUGUCCCAAAGGAAGGUCUGCCAAUACCAAAAGAUCCCUCUAAGAGAGGUAGCCUAAGAAUCAAGUUCAACAUCAAAUUCCCAACAAGGUUGACAGCCGAACAGAGGUCUGGAAUCAAGAAACUCUUGGCGCCUUAAAUUGGAUUGUGGCCACUUCCCAUUGUGAAUUAAGACCCUUUGUGAGAGAUGGCUGUGAUUUGUAUCACUAGUUUCUCUUAAAUUGGAUCAGGGAUAUAUUGCAAACUAAUGCUACCUUACAAAUGUUGUGCGCGUGAGGGAUGCAGGCUCUCUACGUUCUAAUGCAUUGUAUGUUAUCUACCAUUGGUAUUCACCAGCAUUGUGAGAAA